GGCCUCAUACACGUACAGGGUGCACAGACACACAUGCAGACCAAACAUGCAUAUAUAUAAAUUUAAAACAAACUCCAAAGGCUGGAGAGAUGGCUCAGAGGUUAAGAGCACUGGCUGCUCUUCUAGAGGUCCUGAGUUCAAUUCCCAGCAACCACAUGGUGGCUCACAGCCAUCUAUAAUAAGAUCUGGUGCCCUCUUCUGGUGUGCAGGGAGAACACUGUAUACAUAAUAAAUCUUAAAAAACAAAACAAAACCACAAAUAUUUACUGCCUACAGUGUGCCACUCCCUCAUAAUUGUUGAAUUCCCUAGUCUGGUGAUCACAGUGUAUUUUAUUGUUUCUGACUUAAUCUCUUCUAUCAAAUGUGAGCCACUGAAAGACAGGGACAGAGUCUAACUCCUCUUUGUGACCUAUGCCCUAACACUUACUUACAGAAAACUUGGAUUUUGAACUGAAUAUAUAAGUCUCAAUUAUUUUGGCUUAUAUCAAUCAUGCCCCAUGUCCUGAUCCCAAGGGGUUGGAGAAGUCACCAGACCUAGCAGCUUUUAUUCAUUCUUCAAAUCAAGACCCUAGAGUUUUGCUAAGUUUCUCUAGGGUUCCUGGGGUGGGUGUGCAGGGGAAGGCAGCUGAAGUUUGUCCCUGGGCCUGGUAACCCGAACUGCAGGUCUCAGGUAACAACAGCCUCAGCAUCAAUAAUUGAAAUCAGGUCCAGCCUCCUUCUUCAGGGUUAUUCCUCUCAAGGACUUCCAAUUCCGGUACUCUGGUCUUUCCUAGGAGCCUUCAGCCCAGGUAAGCAGGGCCUUGUGGGUUUUCAAGCACACCAAUUCAUUCCCAAAUCACAAACUUCUUCACAUUCAUUCAUAUACUCUAAAUUUUAGCUUACACUCCCUUUCCAACCAAGGGUUUUGCAUAAAUAGCUUGCCAAGGUCAGAUGUGGGCAGGGGAGCAGUGGGAGAAAAAAGGACAGCUAUCCCCUAUAUAAGGUCCUGAGAAGAAAGCUGAAUGGUGUGAAAAGUGGGGUGUGUGCAUGUUUCACAUAUAAAGCAAAUUCUUAGUGGAGGGGAAUACAAAAGAUGAAACAGGACUGGAGAAAAUACAUAGAACCAAGGAGGAUGAACAUCUCAAGAGCAGAGCAGACAGGAAGAGCUCUUGGAUGGAAAAAAGACAGUCCAGCCUAACAUGGUAUAGAGGGUGAAUUUAUUUUUCAGACAGGGUCUCAAAUGUAGACCAGGUUGGCUUCAAACUUGAGAUCCUUCUACCUUGACCUUCCUCAUGAUGAGAUUACAAGUGUACACCAAAAUACUAUGAUAGUAUUUAUUUUUAAAAGAUUUUAUUCUAUUUUAUAUGUAUGCAUGCUUUGCCUGAAUGACUUCUGUGCACCAUGUGCAAUGCAGUGCCUGCAGAGACCAGAAAAGGGCUUCAGAUCCCCUGAGACUGAAGUUACAGACAGUUGAGAGCAACCAGAUGUGGGUGCUGAGAAACUUUGAAGAGCAUUCAGUGCUCUUAACCAUUGAGCCAUCUCUCCAAUUUGUUUUGUUUUUGCUGUUAAGAUUUUGUGUUUUGCUUAUACUCAUGUUCAUCACUGUGUGAGCCCUUGAAGGUCAGAAGAGGGGUUGGAUCUCCUGGAACUGGGGUUAUAAAUGUUGGUGAGCCACCAUGUGAGUGCUGGGACUGAACCGAGGUCCUCUGAAGAGCAGCAAGUCCUUUUAACCAUUGAGCCAUCUCUCCAGCUGUAGGCAGUGUUUUGAUACCAUUUACUGAAGCAGAGCAUAGUGGGAGUGUGAAGUGAUUUGAACACAAUGCUUUUUUCUGUUGUUUUUUGGUUUUUAAUUUUUGUUUUUAGUGUGUGUGUGUGUGUGUGUGUGUAUGUGUGUGUGUGUGUGUGUGUGUGUGUGUGUGUGUGUGUGUGUGUGUGUGUUUGGUUUUCGAGACAGGGUUUCUCCAUGUGGUUUUGGUUCCUGUCCUGGAUCUUACUUUGUAACCAGGCUGGCCUUGAACUCACAGAGAUCCGCCUGGCUCUGUGCCUCCUGAGUGCUGGGAUUAAAGGUGUAUGCCCGGCAAGCUUUUCUCUUUGGCUACACUAUAAUGAAUGGAUCAGAGUAUGGUGGCAGGAAGAUACCCCAAGAAACUGAUGAAAAAGGUCCUGAAGAAGAGUGAUGUUAGGGAAGUCAAAAAGUGGGUGGGGAUAGGGAACAAUAUAGAAAUGGAUCUCCAGUCAUGACUAAAAGAGAUAUAGUUGAGGUAGGGUGGGCUGGAGGGGUAGCUCAGUCGUUAAAGGCUAGGCUCACAACCAAAAAUAGUUGAGGUAGGGUGCUAAACACAGGCAUGGAAAGUGCAUAGGCUGGAUUCAAAUUCCAGUUCUGCUGUGUCUCUGGCAAAAGUCAGCCUCUCUCAGCCAGUUUCGAUAAGAGUUGCAACUGAUAAAGGCUGCACAAAUGACAGGCAAAUGGUACAUGUAGGUUUCCCUCCCAGCCUCCCUCUAUCCUAGGACCCAGGUAGGGACAAUGUCCCCUGCCAUUGCACUGGCAUUCCUGCCACUCGUGGUGACGCUGCUGGUGAGAUACCGGCAUCAUUUCCGACUGCUGGUGCGUACAGUCCUGCUAAGAAGCUUCAGGGACUGCCUGUCAGGACUUCGAAUUGAGGAGCGGGCCUUCAGCUACGUGCUCACCCAUGCCCUGCCUGGAGACCCUGGUCACAUCCUCACCACUCUAGACCACUGGAGCAGCUGCUGCGAGUACCUGAGCCACAUGGGCCCUGUUAAAGGUCAGAUUCUGAUGCGGUUGGUGGAAGAGAAGGCCCCUGCCUGUGUGCUGGAGCUGGGCACCUACUGCGGAUAUUCUACACUGCAUAUCGCACGCGCUUUGCCCCCUGGGAGUCGCCUUCUCACUGUGGAGCAGGACCCUCGUACAGCAGCAGUGGCUGAAAAACUCAUCCGGCUGGCUGGCUUCGAUGAGCAAAUGGUGGAACUCAUUGCGGGAAGCUCAGAGGAAGUGAUCCCACGUCUAAGAGCUCAGCACCAGCUGAAUCGGGCAGAUCUGGUGCUCCUGGCACACCGACCUCGAUAUUACUUAAGGGAUCUGCAGCUACUGGAGGCCCAUGCUUUGCUUCCAAAUGGUGCCACAGUAUUGGCUGACCAUGUGCUUUUUCCUGGUGCACCCCGCUUCCUACAGUACACCAAGAGCUGCGGCCGCUAUCGCUGUCGCCUCCACCACACCAGCCUCCCAGACUUCCCUGCCAUCAAGGAUGGCAUAGCCCAACUCACCUAUGCUGGACCUGGCUGAGAUUCAGAACCUGGGAUAUUUACUGAUACAAUCCCAACCCCAUUCAAGCAAGGACCUCAGAAUAUCCCCUUUCCCUUUUUGUUUAGUGUCCAGUAUUUGCUAGGUUCAGGCUGGGGAGGCUUUCUUCUCAACUUUGCCCGACCCCAUCCUCCAUACCGAUCCAAAGUGUCAAAGUCUCAGUCUCCUUGGUCUCACAAGGUCCUCUCCUAGAAAACCAGAGACUGGAAGCAAGAGGCUUGAGCCCUCAACCUAGUUCUGUUAUUGACUGCUCCCUCCAGGUGAGCCCUUCCCUCUUCUGAGAUUCAGUCUAUUCUCUUAACACUAAGGGGCUGGAAAGAUGGCUCAACAGUUAAGAGCACUGGCUGUUGCUCUCCAUCUAGAGAACUUGGGUUCAAUUCCCAGCACUCACAUGGCACAGGCACACAUGUGAUAUACAUACAGACAGACAGACAAAAAUCUCUAAGCAUAAAAUAAAUAAAUUACUACAAAAAGAAGACAGCUGGCUGGCAGUGCCCAGAGAAUCCCAGCUGUGAGUCUCAGACAGCUUCUGGAUGGGAUCAGAGGCAGCUGUAGAUAAUGAGGCCCUGUAGAGCAUCUGGGUGCAAGCUAGGCCACAGGAAUUAUCAACCAGAGAAGGCUGGGCCCCA
Molecule: messenger RNA, 3927 nt
Organism: Peromyscus californicus insignis
Lineage: Eukaryota; Metazoa; Chordata; Mammalia; Rodentia; Cricetidae
Gene: Tomt
Product: transmembrane O-methyltransferase
Exons: 3
Coding region: 2504-3280 (258 amino acids)
Biological process (GO): catecholamine catabolic process; developmental process; dopamine metabolic process
Molecular function (GO): catechol O-methyltransferase activity
Source: RefSeq, a predicted model, not a curated record